CCUCUGCUGUUGCGGAUUCUGGAACAAAGGACACCGGACUCUUUUGUAUUCCGAGAAAAUAUUGUCUGCAUAUUUAUAAAUUCCUAGCUCUCUGAUUGUGUCUCUAAUCUGCUCUUUUUAAAUAAUAAUUUAAAAAAGCAGAAAAAAACACCACUUUAAACAAAAAUCGAAUUAAACUGCUGAAUCAUUGACUCGUAGAGAAGCAGCUCGGAACCGUAAAGACUCCCAGCAGCCGCACACACUUCGGGGUCGGUUUGUUUCCGCUUGCAGAAAUUUUCUGGAGCUCUUGUCGGUGAUCAGUGUGCACGAUGAUCCGGACACCCAGACGCGUGUCUCCGGCCUCAGCCCGGGCUCCAGUCGCUCUGUCCUGCCCGCAGAAGAAACUUCUCUCCGGAGUCAGAGCGGAUCUGAUCAGCUCAGGACUCACGAGUCCGCCCAUGAGCUCGGUACUCGGCUACUUCACACAGCUCGGAAACACACCGGCGACCGAGCGGAGAACCGCAGACUGUCUGUACGCCACCCCGCACGGAGCACGAGCUCAGCAUGGCCGCCAGCCCUCUACCCGACUCCCGGCAAAGAGGCGGUUGGAUUUGGAGGAUCCCCUCUAUCUCCCAGAUUUCCGCACACCCAAAGGAAAAGGGAACACGCCCUUGGCAAGGCUGUCCAGCCCAAGGACACCGAAGUCUCCAGGCGAACGAACGCGCUACGACACCUCCCUCGGACUGCUCACUAAGAAGUUUGUGGGGCUGCUGAGCGAGUCAGCAGACGGCGUUCUGGACCUGAACUGGGCCACCGAAGUCCUGGAGGUGCAGAAAAGGAGGAUUUACGACAUCACCAACGUGCUGGAGGGAGUUCAGCUCAUCCGCAAAAAAUCCAAAAACCACAUUCAGUGGCUGGUAACUGGAGUGUUUGAGGGCUCUGCGAGUGCUUCGGAACGGACGAAUGCUCUGCAGAGAGAACUCGCUGAGUUGGACAGGAAGGAGAACGCACUGGAUGACCUCAUCCAGUCCAGCACCAAUCAGCUGCGAGAGCUCACUGAAAACAAAGACAACCAACCAUUUGGAUAUGUGACAUAUCAGGACAUUCGGUCCAUAUCGAGCCUGCAGAAGCAGACAGUGAUUGCAGUCAAAGCUCCUUCUGAGACCAAGCUGGAGGUGCCAGAGGUAUCUGAGGGGUCUAUGCAGAUCUACCUGAAGAGUAAAAACGGUGCUAUCGAGGUGUAUCUGUGUCCAGAGGAGGUGCUAGAGGAUGAAAGCCCGGUAAAGUGUGGCUCUGCCAGGAAGGACCACUCAUAUGGGAUCCCACACACGACUCACUCCAACACGCCGUCACGUCCAAACACGCCUAAACAGCCACAUGGCCUAGAAGCUACACCAUCUAAACCCCAGAUCCUCAGUAACAGUAGCAGCUCCACCCUGAUGGAUGUAGAGGGCAUUCUGGGGCUUCCUCCCAGCCUGCUGCAGAUCACUGAAGAUCAGCUCCCAGGCACAGCCUUGACCUCUGACCCUUCAUUCGUCAGUUUCUCGCCACCUCUCGACCACGACGACUACCUCUGGGGGCUGGAGAACGGAGAGGGGGUUUCGGACUUUUUCGACAACUACGAUCUGGGGGAUCUACUCCAGAGCUGAGACCAUAUGUGAAAAUGGUACAGUCCUCAUGUGUGAAGCGGAACAGUUUUUAGCUGUACGUAUAAUGGGACGGUCCUCGUUUUUAUGUUAAAUAUGGACUACUUUUUUCUAGGUGCAGUUUGUGCUAUGUUCGAAAAUGUGACGAGCCAAGGAAAGAAAAUGAGUCAUGAGCCAUUUUACCCAAAACAUAUCACGUUGUGAGUUUUUGUUUUUUUUUAGAAAUAGUGAUAUCAGGGUUUAAAUCAGAUCUAAAGCUUGAACAUUUUGAAAACACAGAGGAUCUCAGAAAUAACUCCAUGCUCUUGCUGAUACUCAAACACGCUGAAUCACAGAGCUCCCCCUAGUGGAGCUAACCAGCCCUGUCUUUUACAUGCUCCUGAUUGGAAUUAUGUCUCAGAUAUGAAAAGGAUAUCAUCUGUAGGCUUUUACGACAAAAUCUAAUAUUUCAAUGAAAUUAUACCAUGUUUCCCAAUCCUCCUUCUUCACAUUUAGUUGUGUUUGCGCUAAAACACUCAGUUUAACCUCACAAAGUGCCUGUAAAUGCACAAAUUUGGUGUGUUCGAGCAUGAAAAACACACAAAAUGUGUGGCAGAAGUGAAAUGACACAGAUCAGGCCUGGGAAAUGAUGAACCUAAUCUGAGGAUAGGUUUAAUCACACUAGAACGCCAUCACUGAUUUGCUAUAGCUAUAGGUAAUUAGGUAGCUAGUUAAUUAGUUCAUUGUAAUAGAUAUUUUCUGAUAAAGCAAAGAUAUUUUUGUACCUUGUAAUGUAAUUUAGCCAAAAAGACACU
Ictalurus furcatus (blue catfish) is the source of this 2419-nucleotide messenger RNA. It is a transcript of the gene e2f2, whose product is annotated as E2F transcription factor 2. The record is from RefSeq and is a predicted model, not a curated record. Gene Ontology annotation, biological process: regulation of transcription by RNA polymerase II. The transcript is spliced from 7 exons. NCBI's taxonomy places the organism in Eukaryota, Metazoa, Chordata, Actinopteri, Siluriformes, Ictaluridae. The coding region runs from base 309 to 1628 and encodes 439 amino acids. Gene Ontology annotation, cellular component: RNA polymerase II transcription regulator complex. Gene Ontology annotation, molecular function: RNA polymerase II cis-regulatory region sequence-specific DNA binding; DNA-binding transcription factor activity, RNA polymerase II-specific; protein dimerization activity.